Triticum turgidum subsp. durum (durum wheat) is the source of this 1065-nucleotide messenger RNA. NCBI's taxonomy places the organism in Eukaryota, Viridiplantae, Streptophyta, Magnoliopsida, Poales, Poaceae. The record is from the annotation of a GenBank genome assembly.
AUGCAAGCGACGGCGCGGCAGGUGGAGGACAAGGAGUGCUACAGCUACACCACCAAUGGCGCGGCCAGUGGACGGCCGCACCGCAAGAACCCGGCCGCGUCCUCCAGGCUCAAGCCGAUGCCGUCCAAGUGGGACGACGCGCAGAAGUGGCUCGUGGGCAUGUCCAACGGCGGCGGCGACGGGCUGCACGGCGGCGGCGGCAAGGGCGCCAAGCCCCGCAACUCCAACGCCGACGACCGGCGCCUCCUGAGCUCGUCCUCGCAGAACGGCCGCAUCUCCUGCAGCAGCGUGGACGGCGGCAUCGAGUACAACAUGGUGGCGGCGCCCCCGACGCCGCCGCAGCUGGGCGAGGACGACGUCGGCGAGACCAAGAACAUGGACUACAUGGUGCCGCCGCACGGCCACGCCCACGGCUCGCCCGUGUCGGUGUGCCUGCGGGACAUGGGCACCGAGAUGACGCCCAUCGCCAGCAAGGAGCCGUCCAGGGCGGCCACGCCGCUGCGCUCCACCACGCCCGUCGCGCGGAGCCCGAUACCGUCCCGGUCGUCCACGCCGGGGAGGCGGCGGCAGGACGCGCCGCCCGCGGGCGCUCUUGGCUCCGACGUGGUCCGGACGGCCGAGCAGGCGGCGGUAAGCAACAAUGCCGUCAGUGGCGGCGAGGCGGGCAGGGACAGCGACGCCGGGGUGCACGGCGGUGCUCCCAGAGCCAACACGCUCGAGUCCCGUGCGGCGGCCUGGGACGAGGCAGAGCGAGCCAAGUUCAUGGCGAGAUACAAGCGCGAGGAGGUGAAGAUCCAGGCCUGGGAGAACCACGAGAAGCGAAAAGCCGAGCUGGAGAUGAAGAAAAUAGAGAUGAAGGCGGAGCAGAUGAAGGCGCGGGCGCAGGAGAAGCUGGCGAGCAAGCUGGCGACGGCGCGGCGCGUGGCCGAGGAGAAGCGGGCGGUGGCGGAGGCGACGCUGAACGAGGGCGCGGCGAGGACGUCGGAGAAGGCGGACUACAUCCGGAGGACCGGCCACCUGCCCUCCUCCUUCUUCUCCUUCAGAAUCCCCUCCCUCUGCGGCUGA